CAAAAUGAUUGUCCGGACAACAAGUUCAGGUGUUCCAAUGGAAAGUGCAUAACCAAGGCAUGGAUGUGCGAUGGUAUAAACGAUUGCGGCGACUACAGCGAUGAAAAUAAUUGUGGUAUGUGUCUGUCUGUAGCAUGUCAGACCUCUCAGUACAAAUGUGCGUCAACCGGCGAAUGCAUUCAUUAUGAUUUAUUGUGCGAUGGACUAAAGGAUUGCCCGCAUGGUGAUGACGAAGAUGUGGCCAGAUGUCCGCCAUGCGCGCCUAACGAGUUUAGAUGCAAAAAAUGGAAGAUGUGCAUCCCGAAUGAGUUUCAGUGCGACGGAAGCCCUGAGUGUUCAGACAUGUCGGAUGAAGAGGAUUGUCGUCAGUGA
Molecule: messenger RNA, 372 nt
Organism: Helobdella robusta
Lineage: Eukaryota; Metazoa; Annelida; Clitellata; Rhynchobdellida; Glossiphoniidae
Exons: 3
Molecular function (GO): protein binding
Source: RefSeq, a predicted model, not a curated record